AUGGUGAGCCCGGGGCGGCCGCUCCCCGCGGGGACCUGGCGGGCGGCCUCGCUGCUCCGCCCCAGCCUCCUCCUCCUCCUCCUCCUCUCGCUGCUGCUGCGGGGCACCGAGGCGCAGAAAGGUGAUGGGUGUGGACAUACCGUGCUGGGCCCUGAGAGCGGGACCCUGGCCUCCAUAAACUACCCCCGGACCUCUCCCAAUAGCACCGUGUGCGAGUGGGAAAUCCGUGUGAAGCCUGGGCAGCGAGUGCAGCUCAAGUUUGGUGAUUUUGAUAUUGAUGACUCAGAUUCCUGUCAUUCCAGUUACCUGAGAGUUCACAAUGGAAUUGGCCCCAACAGAACAGAGAUAGGAAAAUACUGUGGGUUUGGCUUUCAAAUGGAUGGUUUAAUUACUUCAAAAAGUAAUGAAGUCACAGUACAGUUCAUGAGUGGAAUUCACAUUUCUGGGCGUGGAUUUCUUGCAGCUUAUUCAACCACUGACAAAUCAGACUUAAUUACCUGUUCAGACAAUGCAAGUCACUUUUCCGAACCGGAAUUCAAUAAGUAUUGUCCAGCUGGAUGUGUGAUUCCUUUUGCUGAUAUUUCAGGCACUAUCCCUCAUGGAUACAGAGAUUCAUCAUCACUUUGUAUGGCUGGCGUUCACGCAGGCGUCGUGUCAAAUACGCUGGGUGGUCAAAUUAAUGUUGUAAUCAGCAAGGGUAUUCCAUACUAUGAAAGCUCCUUGGCUAACAAUGUCACUUCAAAAGUGGGACCCUUAUCUACAAGUCUCUUCACCUUUAAGACGAGUGGUUGCUAUGGGACACUGGGGAUGGAAUCUGGGGUGAUUCCUGAUUCCCACAUCACAUCAUCAUCUGUUCUUGAGUGGCAUAACCAAACAGGACAAGUAAACAUUUGGAAACCUGAAAAUGCCAGACUGAAAAGGAUUGGACCUCCUUGGGCUGCUUUUAUCAGUGAUGAACAUCAGUGGUUGCAGAUUGACUUGAAUAAGGAAAAGAAAAUAACAGGUAUUAUAACUACUGGAUCAACUUUAGCAGAGCACUACUAUUAUGUCUCAGCCUACAGAAUUUUAUACAGUGAUGAUGCACAGAAGUGGACAGUGUACAGAGAACCUGGCAUGGGUAAAGAUAAGAUAUUUCAAGGGAAUACUGAAUUGUACCAGGAAGUUCGCAAUAAUUUCAUUCCACCUAUUAUUGCACGGUUUUUUAGGAUUAACCCCUUAAAAUGGCACCAGAAAAUUGCAAUGAAAGUAGAGUUGCUAGGAUGUCAGUUUAGUAUAGGUCGUGCUCCUAAAAUCACCUUGCCACCAUCACCACCUCAGAACAAGAAUGACAAGAAGAAUCCUGACUUCAUGGAUGACUUCAUUCAUUCAAUGAAGACUUCACUGCAGACAGAUAAAAUAACUUUCACACCUGAAAUAAAAAACACUACAGUGACUCCAAGUGUAACCAAAGAUGUGGCAUUGGCAGCAGUUCUGGUUCCAGUGCUGGUGAUGGUCUUCACUACUCUGAUUCUUAUCUUAGUUUGUGCGUGGCAUUGGAGAAACCGCAGGAAAAAAACUGAGGGUACAUAUGAUCUACCUUACUGGGAUCGUGCAGGAUGGUGGAAAGGGAUGAAGCAGUUUUUCCCGACCAAAUCAGCAGAACAUGAAGAAACUCCUGUACGCUACAGCAACAGUGAAAUCAGUCACCUAAGACCAAGAGAAGUCUCAACAAUGUUGCAAACAGAGUCUGCAGAAUAUGCUCAGCCCCUGGUGGGGGGAAUUGUGGGCACGCUUCACCAGAGGUCAACCUUCAAACCAGAGGAAGGAAAGGAAGCCAGCUACGCUGACUUGGACCCUUACAGUUCCCCCAUGCAAGAAGUUUACCACGCCUAUGCCGAGCCACUGCCUGUAACUGGACCUGAGUACGCGACUCCGAUAAUCAUGGACAUGUCCAGCCAUCCCAGUGCCCCUCUUGGUGCUCCUUCCAUUUCCACCUUCAAAGCUGCAGGGAAUCAAGCUCCUCCACUGGUUGGAACGUGCAAUAAACUGUUAUCCAGGACAGACAGUGCAUCCUCAGCACAGGCACUGUACGAUAUACCAAAGGGGCAGUCGGGGCCAGGCAGUGCAGACCAACUCAUGUACCAGGUGCCGCAAAGCACUGUGAGUAAGGAUGAACAAAGUUAGCUCAUGAGUCAAGGUAAAAUGAUGGCUUGUUUCUAAAAGCCAGUUCCAUAAAGUUCACAGUUUCACUUUUUAAAUUCCAUUGUUUUGGUAUUGUUAGUCUUAAAUAAUACAACAUUGAACCAACAGAUGUGGUAUGGGAGGUCUGGGAAAACAGUAAUUCUGCUUUUCCUUAAGCUGUAUAUACAAUUAACAGCUUGUCUCCUGCAAAACCGUGGACUUUUUUAUUACUACUGUACAAUUGUCUGCCAGACAUGAGAGAAGAACUCUUCAUGAUUAGCUCCAGUAAUUCAUAGAUGUGAGUGAUAAAUUGGGAGAAACAGUUUAAGUGCAAAAGCCAGUUAUUUCUUCCUAAUGGUACUAUUUCUUGGGGAAAAAAGCCUCACCUCAAUACACAAAGCUCUUAAUUUCUGUGCAAGCACAACAGCUUCUAAAAUUUCCUCUUUUCCUUGUAAAAUGUCUGCACAACUUUCAACUUAACAAGCUACUGUCAGGACUGAUGGAAAAAAUCCCUUUAGCUUCAUGGCAUAAAAUAGUUUUGAUUCUGAA
Molecule: messenger RNA, 2709 nt
Organism: Sturnus vulgaris (Common starling)
Lineage: Eukaryota; Metazoa; Chordata; Aves; Passeriformes; Sturnidae
Gene: DCBLD2
Product: discoidin, CUB and LCCL domain containing 2
Biological process (GO): wound healing
Cellular component (GO): plasma membrane
Molecular function (GO): signaling receptor activity
Source: RefSeq, a predicted model, not a curated record